AUGACGAUAGACGACUCGACGUUGGUAGCUCAGGCUGUAUCGAGCUCGACAAAGCAGGUUCGACGAAUCAUACACGGCUCAGUUGGCCGUAACGGGCUGUACGCUGCGUUCGUUCUGAGUAAUGUGGUUUCCGCUGUCUCGCGAUGGAAGGAUCAAGAUCUCACAAGAGCAUCGCGGCUGCCCGUUGGGUAUAAUGCCGCCUACCUGAACGCCCCGAUCCCCUCCUUCAUCCUGGACACCUUCCUCAUCCCCUUCCUUGUUUCAAUCACCUUACAUCAGGCGUCAAGCGAUCCACAAGAGCUCUCGAUGAUACCUAAUAUGGCAAGCACCGCCGUCGCCGCCUCGAUACCAUUAUUAGCAUCCUCGCCGUUGGGUCCGGGUGGGAGGAUCAGCGGGGAGAUGUUGAUGAUCCUGGCGGCGGGGGUAUGCAGGAUCGACAGACUGGCUGAAUCGUUUAUCGCAUCGACUUUCAUUGCCCAGCUCGAUCCCACGCACGCGGUAUGGGCUGUCUUCUCGCAGUUCCAGGCGGUCAUGCGAUACGCUCAAUCAAAGGCGGACGGGAUCACUCGCCCAUCGGCGUCAGAGGCCUCGAGCUCCUCGGAGCGCUCCGAACCGAAUCAGCUGGUACUUCAAGACGUACAGAGACCGCUGGACGUAUUUGAGGCUGUAUCGAGAUCGUACAAGGCACUCUUGACCAAGCUGAGAUUGUGGAGUACUCAGCAGAUCGUCCUUACCUUGGCUCUGAGUCUCUUAGGGUUGGUAUUCGUGGCAGGACGAUCGUGGUUGACAGGUAGUAGUUCAGAAUGGCCGUCCGGCGCAGCGACCCACUACCAACGUCCGACAUUGUCUCAUCAGCUAUUCAUGAGCUCCCUCAUCCUCACGCCCACGCUGUUCGAAGCAGGCCUUAUGCGCACUGUCCGAGGAGGACUCAAAGUGGGCUUGGGAGGCAUCGUUCAGGGAUCCUCAUCAGUUGGCAUCCUGGGAACUAUGAUCUACACUUUGCGGCAACGCAACCCUAUGAACGUGUCUUUCGGCAGACACUCCAUCCUCCAAGCUUGCGCGGCGCUCUCGUGCGGCUGGAUAUGGCUAUAUCGGUCCAAAUCCUGCCUUGCAGUCACCUUUGCCUUAUCCCUCCUUGUCGCUCACCUGAUCACCGCGCUCAUCGCCCAAGGCACAGGUACCACCCCAGUCGACCUAUCCAUCCCCUUCAUCCUCCUUCGCCUUCAGCUUGCCGCAUGCCCGCCAUCCCCGAGACCGGCGCAAGAGGCGGCAGAGGAGAAGAAGAAGCCGGAUCCGCAGAAGGGGCUCACACCUUACGAGGAACGGGAUGUGGAUAUGGUGCUGGAGUCUGGGUGGUAUACUGCUCUGAGAAUAGUCUGGGCAGCAAUAGGUAGACCAGCAUGA
Molecule: messenger RNA, 1404 nt
Organism: Dioszegia hungarica
Lineage: Eukaryota; Fungi; Basidiomycota; Tremellomycetes; Tremellales; Bulleribasidiaceae
Exons: 9
Coding region: 1-1404 (467 amino acids)
Source: RefSeq, a predicted model, not a curated record